AUGGCCGGUCUCGUCACUCAACUGCAAGUCCUUGCUCAGGAGAGCGGAUGCUUCCUCGACAUCUCCGCCUUGAUCGACCUGAGCAUCUGCCCCAACAUCAAUGUCAAAGCCGACAGGCCCAAGAUCGUGAACGUCAAGGAAGACGGCCACAUCUGCAUCACCCCCACCGAAGGGGGAAACAACGGAAACAAUGGCGGCAACCCCAACCCUGGAAACAACGGCGGCAACCCCAACCCGGGCAACAACGGCAACAACGGCGGUGACAACAAGCCCGAUCCCAACCAGGGCGGCAACAAUGGCAACCCCAACCCCGGUAACAACGGAGGCAACCCCAACCCUGGCCAGUGCCCCACGAACACAUGCUUCGAAGUCCCCGAUGAGGUCUGCGAGAAACCCCUCGUUGCCCUCGAUCUCGACAUCCUCGUUCUCCUUGAUCUCCUCACUGAGGAGGAACUUGAGAAGUACCUCAAGAUCACUGGCGCUAUGCCAAAGGAUGACAAACUCGAGGUUGACAAGAAGCCUGUCGGCGUUGACCCUCUGCUCAGCUUGGGACUUCUCAAUGAAGAUGAAAUCCUUGGCCUGAACCUCGGUGGCGAGAAUGGCCUGCUCAACCUUGGUCUCGGAGGCAAGAAUGGCCUUGCCAAGCUCAGCCUGGGUAAGGAUGGUAGCAUCCUUGAUCUGAACCUCCGCAAGCGCCAUGGCCACGAUGAUCACUACGAUAGCCUCCUUGACAUUGACGUCGGUGGACAGAAAGACGACAAGAACGCCGCAAUUGAUAUUGAUGUCCUUACUCACGAUCGUCGCCACGACGAAUAUGAUGGUCUCCUUGAUAUCGAUGUCGGUGGACAGAAAGACGACAAGAACGCUGCCAUUGAUGUUGAUAUCCUCACCCACGAGCGUCGCCACGACGAAUAUGAUGGCCUCCUUGACAUUGACGUUGGUGGUAAAAAGGACGACAAGAACGCUGCGAUUGAUAUUGAUGUCCUUACUCACGAUCGUCGUAACUGUGGAUCUACCUGCCACGACGGACAGGACUGGCCUCCAAGCACUCAACCUACCAACCCAUCCACCAACCCAUCCACCUACCCUUCGACCAACCCUUCGACAAACCCUUCCAGCAACCCUUCAAGGAACCCAUCAUUGAUCGACAUUGAUGUUCUUGGCACGAAGGACAAGGAACAGGCCACCAUCGACAUCGAUGUUCUUACUCACGAGCGCCGUAGCAAACUCUCCGCCCGCCAGCACCCCAAGCACCUGCUCGAUUCCCAGGGUCUUCUCGGCAUCACCGUUGGUGGCAAGAAGGAUGAGGAGCAGGACUUGAUCGACAUCGAUGUUGCUACUCACGAGCGCCGUGACGGUGGUGACAAGGGACUUCUUGACGUCGACGUUGGUGGCUACAAGGACGAGCAGCAGUCUACCAUUGAUAUUGACAUCCUGACCAAGAACCGCCCCUCCAAGGACCAGCCUACCCCUGGUGGAAACAGUGGUAACCUCGACCACUACGAGCCCAUCUGCAAGAAGGCCAUCAAGGACCGUGCCUCUGCCGUCAGGGUCAAGGCCAAGGACGUCAACCACUGCCUGUCGCUCUGCUCUGCCACUGCCGCUCGCGCCACCAUUGCCGCCAACCCCGGGGCCGUCAGCGCUGCCAACAUCAAGGUCUGUGCCGCCAUUGACUUCAACUCCUCGGCUGUGGAUGGCAACAACUGCGCUUUCCUUGUCCGCGGCAAGGAUGAGUCUUUUGCCGACACUGAGCUCGUUGACAACGACAAGCACGUUGUCUUCCUCCGCAAGUAA
This is a messenger RNA of Clonostachys rhizophaga, 1794 nucleotides long. The record is from the annotation of a GenBank genome assembly. NCBI's taxonomy places the organism in Eukaryota, Fungi, Ascomycota, Sordariomycetes, Hypocreales, Bionectriaceae.